UUCAGUAGCAUUUGAACUGGCAAACACAACGGAUCGAGCUAUAUACAGAGAGAGAGAGAGAGAGAGAGAGAUAAUGGAUGUCAACAAAUGGGAGUCGAAUGAAGAAUUGGAAUAUUUUAGGGAAUAUCUGCGCAUUCCCAGUGUCCAUCCUAAUCCAAAUUAUGAUGCCUGCUUGGAGUUUCUACAAAAGCAGGCAAAACUAUUGAAUUUGCCUGUGGAAGUUUACUAUCCGCUGAAUAAACAGAAUCCAGUUGUCAUUUUAACCUGGCUGGGUCUGGAACCCGAGUUGCCAACGGUGCUGCUCAACUCGCAUAUGGAUGUGGUUCCAGUAUUUCCCGAAAAUUGGACUCAUCCACCAUUUGGAGCGGAUAUCGAUGAGAAGGGACGCAUCUAUGCUCGUGGUACCCAGGAUAUGAAGUGUGUGGGCAUGCAAUAUUUGGCUGCCAUAAGAUCUCUAAUACGCCAUGGUGUCCGCUGCAAACGCACCAUACACAUCUCCUUUGUGGCCGAUGAGGAAAUGGGCGGACGCCAGGGAAUGCGUCCAUUUGUGCAUACUCCAGAGUUUCGUUCACUUAAUGUGGGCUUUGGCCUUGACGAGGGCCUCGCAUCGCCGACAGAAGAGUUUCCCGUCUUCUAUGCCGAGCGCAGUGUGUGGCGAGUUUACUUUAAGAUAAGUGGUUCAGCUGGUCACGGUUCGCUUCUGUUGCCAAAUACAGCUGGCGAAAAGUUGAACUAUAUUCUUGGUAAAAUGAUGGCAUUGCGCCAAGUGCAAGUUGAAACGCUGGCAAAUAAUCCAGAGUUGAGCAUUGGAGAUGUGACCACAAUAAAUCUGACACGUGUAGAGGGUGGGGUACAGAGUAAUGUAGUGCCACCACAGCUUACAGCAGGAUUCGAUUGUCGCCUGGCCUUGGAUGUAGAUCAUCAGGAGUUCGAAGCUAAGUUGCAUAAAUGGUGUGAGGAAGCUGGUGGCGGCAUUGAACUAGAAUAUGAACAGAAACAACCUCGAGUAAAGCCCACAUCCACAGAUGCUAGUAAUCCCUAUUGGUUGGCCUUCAAGAAAGCUAUUGACGAUCUAGAUCUUAAAAUUAAACCACAAAUCUUUACGGGUGGCACUGAUAGUCGUUAUAUACGCCAAGUGGGCAUUCCUGCCCUGGGCUUCUCUCCCAUGAACUAUACACCAGUUUUAUUACACGAUCAUGAUGAAUAUCUUCAGGCCGACAUCUAUUUGAAGGGUGUGGAAAUCUACACAAAGAUUAUAAGCAAUGUGGCCAAUGUUUAGGAAGAUGCUUUUAAAUAAACAAAUAUUUCUAUCUCUCUUCAUGAUAA
Messenger RNA from Drosophila willistoni, 1326 nucleotides. RefSeq names its product aminoacylase-1. Gene Ontology annotation, cellular component: cytoplasm. NCBI's taxonomy places the organism in Eukaryota, Metazoa, Arthropoda, Insecta, Diptera, Drosophilidae. Gene Ontology annotation, molecular function: aminoacylase activity. The record is from RefSeq and is a predicted model, not a curated record. The transcript is spliced from 5 exons. Gene Ontology annotation, biological process: amino acid metabolic process. Bases 74 to 1279 code for a protein of 401 amino acids.